AUGCGCAACUCAAUGACUUUCGCGGCGAAGGCCUGGCACGAUGCAAAGCCACCGGCUAAGCUGCGCAAGUCGUACAAGCAGGAGCUGGCGGACAAAGGCGUGGUGGAUGUAGAGGAGCACGAAGGCGAAGCCGAGGACAUGGGCUUUGUGAAGUCGGAGAAGGCGAAUGCAGCCGCGAAGGUCAAUCUGAGCGCAAAGCUCUCCAAGGAGGGCGCGACGGCAAACAGUGCAGGAGGAAUGAAGGAGAUGUGGCGCUUGAUCAAAAUUGCCAGCCCCGAAGCAAAGUCGCUGGGCUUCGCCUUCGUCUUCCUGCUCCUCUCGUCGGCCGUCAGCAUGUCGGUGCCUUUUUCCAUUGGCAAGAUUCUCGACAUUGCAACGCAGCCCGAAGGCUCCAAGGAGCUGCUCUUUGGCAUGGACAUCAACACUUUCUACGCAGCCUUGGCGGCAGUGCUUGCAACCGGCGCCGCGUGCAAUUUCGGUCGCAUCAUCAUUCUCCGAGUCGUUGGUGAGCGCAUUGUUGCCCGUCUGCGAUCUCAGCUCUACCGCAAGACCUUCAUCCAGAACGCCGAAUUCUUCGACGCGAACCGAGUCGGUGACCUCAUCUCCCGUCUUGGGUCGGACACGAUCAUCGUUGGAAAAGCCAUUACGCAGAACCUGUCUGACGGCCUCCGCUCCAUGGUGGCCGGCGCCGCUGGUUUCGCCAUGAUGGGCUGGGUUAGUCUGAAACUCACGGGUAUCCUCGCAACGAUUGGUCCUUUUGUAGCAAUUUCCGCCUUCGUUGCUGGACGACAACUGCGCACCCUCAGCCGGAAGAUCCAAAAGAAUCUCGGUACUCUGACUAAGGUUGCUGAAGAGCGAUUGGGCAAUGUUCGAACUGCGCAGGCAUUCGCUGGUGAAGUUACCGAAGCUGGACGCUACAACCGUCAAAUCAAGAGGAUAUUCGCGCUUGGAAAGAGAGAAGCUUAUGUCGCCGCCACCUUCUUUGGUGUGACUGGUCUUAUGGGCAAUCUUACCGUCAUUGCUGUACUUUACGUCGGAGGCGGCAUGGUCAAGUCUGGAGCUAUCACCAUUGGUGAGCUGUCCUCGUUUCUGAUGUACACCGCAUACGCCGGAUCUAGUAUGGUUGGCCUUUCUGGCUUCUGGGGUGAGAUGAUGAAGGGUGUUGGAGCCGCCAGCCGUCUUUUCGAACUGCAAGAUCGCAACCCUACGCUUUCGCCCACGAAAGGCUUCCCAGUGAAAUCCGCAAGAGGGCCUAUUGAAUUCAAGAACGUUACGUUUAGCUACCCGACGAGGCCUGCGGUCAACAUCUUCAAGGAUCUUAACUUCAAGAUUGAACAGGGCACCAACGUUGCCAUCGUCGCACCCAGCGGAGCUGGCAAGUCUACCGUGGCUAGCUUAUUACUCCGCUUUUAUGUACCAACUGAGGGCACCAUUUCAAUCGACGGACGCGAUAUCACAACCCUGAAUGCGAAGCAACUGAGGAGGAAGAUAGGCUUCGUGGGGCAGGAACCUGUACUAUUCUCCGGAACGAUUGCUGAGAAUAUCGCAUACGGGGUUCCCAACGCCACUCGUGCCGAGAUCAUCGCCGCUGCUCGCAAAGCUAACUGCACGUUCAUCGGCGACUUCCCUGAUGGUCUCGAGACUCAUGUUGGUGCCCGUGGCACUCAACUCUCAGGUGGUCAGAAACAGCGUAUUGCUAUUGCGCGCGCGCUUAUCAAGCAGCCUGACAUUCUCAUCCUCGACGAAGCUACAAGUGCUCUCGACGCCGAAUCCGAGACCUUGGUCAACCAAGCAUUGGGUAAGCUUCUGCAAGAGAAGAAUACUACUAUCAGCAUCGCGCAUCGUCUCUCUACUAUCAAGAGGUCCGACCGCAUCAUUUGCAUCAACGCCGAUGGGCAGGUUGCUGAGGAAGGAACAUACGAAGAGCUUACUUCCAACCCCACCGGCGCAUUCAACAAGCUCAUGGAGUGGCAGCUGAGCGGUGGAGAACCGCACCCCCGUAUUGAAAGCCCGAGACCCACCGAGGUGGAGGAGAUCGAGCAAGAGCUAGAUGAAGCCGCAGAUGAAGCCGCAGACGAAGAGGAAUCGGAGCGCGUGAAGAGACGCAUAUACUGCAAUCCACGCGCAUUCCUACUACCGAUCGCAAGCCAAACCCGUUGUUUCAGUGGAAGCAGAACGAUGUCGGAGCAAAGCAAGGUCCAGGAGUAUAAGCAGGCGGGCAACAGGGAGAAUAAGCCGCCGAAGCAUGAGGCGGUGUACUUCAAGAGGUUGAUGAGCGAGAAGAGGGCGUUCGGGGAUUUCAGGACGGUGUUGCAUACGGGGCUGUAUUCGCAAAUUGUCGCAAUGGAGGUCCCUGUUGGCGGAGAAAUCGGUGACGAAGUGCACCUCGUCGACCAGAUCCUCCUCUUCACCUCGGGCAAAGGUCUGGCGACCGUGGCAGGUAAAGAUCAGGAAGUCAACGCAGGCGACGUGGUCGUUGUGCCGGCUGGCACCCAACACCAGUUUGUAACGCGCGGAGACCAGCCGCUGGAGCUCCUCACUGUAUACUCGCCCGCCGAGCACGACCCGAAGACGGUGCACAAGACUAAGGAGAUUGGCGAUAAGGAGGAAGACGAGGGCAAGGACGAGGCGCCAGAAUGGAGCAACGCGAGUAAAGACGAAAACGAGAAGAAGGGGUUGGUGAAGGAGAGCGGGAAGUACUAA
Messenger RNA from Paraphaeosphaeria sporulosa, 2703 nucleotides. RefSeq lists its product as uncharacterized. Gene Ontology annotation, cellular component: membrane. Gene Ontology annotation, biological process: transmembrane transport. Lineage: Eukaryota; Fungi; Ascomycota; Dothideomycetes; Pleosporales; Didymosphaeriaceae. Bases 1 to 2703 code for a protein of 900 amino acids. Gene Ontology annotation, molecular function: ATP hydrolysis activity; ATP binding; ABC-type oligopeptide transporter activity. The transcript has 5 exons. The record is from RefSeq and is a predicted model, not a curated record.